Seriola dumerili (greater amberjack) is the source of this 2345-nucleotide messenger RNA. RefSeq names its product 14-3-3 protein gamma-B (gene ywhag2). Gene Ontology annotation, cellular component: cytoplasm. Gene Ontology annotation, molecular function: protein kinase C binding. Gene Ontology annotation, biological process: signal transduction. The record is from RefSeq and is a predicted model, not a curated record. The transcript is spliced from 2 exons. The coding region runs from base 155 to 898 and encodes 247 amino acids. Lineage: Eukaryota; Metazoa; Chordata; Actinopteri; Carangiformes; Carangidae.
CCCGUCUGCACGGAGCAUAGACAGACAGCAGGGAACAGCUGCAGCAUUAGGCUCGCGUAGGAUUUCACCGCAUUGCGAUUGAAAAAUAUCAAUCAUUUCAUCCCCAAAACUCAAGCAGAGCAGCUCGACACAGCAACCAAACAUCAUCUGAAAAAUGGUUGAUCGCGAGCAGCUGGUGCAGAAAGCCAGGCUGGCUGAACAGGCUGAGAGAUAUGAUGAUAUGGCAGCCGCUAUGAAAUCGGUAACAGAGCUGAACGAGGCCCUGUCCAAUGAGGAGAGGAACCUCUUGUCUGUGGCCUACAAGAAUGUGGUCGGCGCCCGCCGCUCCUCCUGGAGGGUGAUCUCCAGCAUUGAGCAGAAGACCUCGGCCGACGGCAAUGAGAAGAAGAUUGAAAUGGUCAGGGCCUACAGGGAGAAGAUUGAGAAGGAGCUGGAGGCUGUGUGCCAGGACGUGCUCAACCUCCUGGACAACUUCCUGAUCAAGAACUGCAGCGACACGCAGCAUGAGAGCAAGGUGUUCUACCUGAAGAUGAAGGGCGACUAUUACCGGUACCUGGCCGAGGUGGCCACUGGGGAGAAGAGAGCCACCGUGGUGGAGUCGUCGGAGAAGGCCUACAACGAGGCACACGAGAUCAGCAAGGAGCACAUGCAGCCCACCCACCCCAUCCGCCUGGGCCUGGCUCUCAACUACUCUGUGUUUUACUACGAGAUCCAGAACGCCCCGGAGCAGGCCUGUCAUCUGGCCAAGACCGCCUUCGACGACGCCAUUGCCGAGCUCGACACCCUCAACGAGGACUCCUACAAAGACUCCACUCUCAUCAUGCAGCUGCUCCGAGACAACUUGACACUGUGGACAAGUGACCAGCAGGAUGACGAGGGAGGGGAGGGCAACAAUUAAAGAGAAACCACACUUCGAAAAAAUUAUGAAGGGCCGGUGGACUUUGGCAGCCGCUUUUGCCGAUGAUACUACCGCAGCAGCAGUUCUUUAUUUUUCCAUGUGUUAAAAGAAAAGAAUCAAAAGAGAGGUGAGAGUGGAGGUUAAAUCUUAGUUUAAAUAUAUAUAGAAAUAUAUAUACAGUUGAAAGGGGCCUCCGUCUUCUUGAUUUUCUCUUUGACAUUUGCCAAAACCACUGAUAUGUCAGUCAAUCAGCCUGAAGUGGUUGUUGUUGGAUUGAAAUGGCAGCCUCACACUGGCAUAGGAACUGAUCUUGUUCUGUCAAGACAAGCUGCUUAGUUAGGUUUUUGCGUGAUAGAGAUGCAUUUGAGUCACUUGAGAGAGAAAAUGCUUGAAUGGGAAUGCCUCACAAAACUAGUUUGCAUUGGUUCCAGCCGUAGUCUACAUAUGAGAAAGGGCCCUGAAAGCCAUGGGUGUUAAACUCACACCAACAACGAGAAAAGAGAAAGUUUUAAACUGAUAAAAUCCCCCAAAUUUUAAAAGGAUAAAUUGCACAGGAGUGAAAAUGAGGACUGGUUAGACAAAAUUUAUUCCCCGCCUUCUGUCUGAAGUGUAUUUGGCAUCUCACAGAUUAGUCUGUUUUGUCACUGGAACCAUUGAUUCUUUUGGAGGUGAAGAUUACUAAAGGCAGAGACUUAACAAUAUAAAACAAAAAAUGACAAAAAAAAUAAAAUAAAAGCAGCUUCAGAGUUUGUGGUUUACUUCUGUGUUUGUUUUAUUAAAUGCACUUGCCUACUAUACUGUUUCUUCAGUGUAAGAUGAUGACAACAAUAAUAUCGAUUAUUCAAUAUUGUGCAUGCUGGUGAUGUAUUUAUAUACAGUAGCUUGACUUUAUUAACUUAUACUGUGGGUGUUAAGUAUUCAUAUGAUUGAGAAAAACAGGCUUUGUCUGAUGUUGAUUUCUAAUUUCUAAUUUAUUUCAUUUUGUUAUGGUUUUUGAUUUGCUAUACCAAAAUGGUGAUCGUAAAAAUUGACCUGUAAUGGGCGUUGCUAUAGUGACAUGCAAUAUGUGUAUUUAAUUUGUUAAUGAAAGAAAAAAAGGAAGAUAAAAACCCACCAGUGAUCACUUAAUCUUACCAGCUGGUGUUUGUCACAUUGAAGUAUGAUUAUGAUAUAUUUUGUUCUUUGAACAGUAUUUAAGUACUUUUUUCUGUCAUGCUAUCCAGUUUUAAUAAUGGUGAAGUUUUCAGGCUCAAUGUUUCUGUUAUGAUUCACAAACAUGGACCAUAUUUUAUUUCUGACAGUAUACUUCUUUUUUUUUUGUUUGUUUGUUUUUAUACCUUUUAGCUGUUCCUGAGUGACAAAAUAUCUUGAAUGUGAGUCAUUAUGUAGCAGUUGCACAAGAACCGAAAUAAUAGCUAUGAUAAUAAAAAAGAAUAUGACUAAAUUA